CUACUACUGCUGCUGCGGGGAGUGUACACACACCGGCUUCCUCCUCCUGUAGCGCUGUACAGGUGCCAUGCUGAAGGUAGCAGGGUGAUGAAUUAGCUGAGGGAUGUCCCUGUGGCUGCUCCUGUUCCUGUUUACACUCUCCUCACACUCGCAGGUAUCUCCGGCGCUGAAGGUGUUGCGAGAGCAAUGGGCGCUCUACAGGAACGAGUGUCUGCAGAGUUCCAGCGACAGCCCACCCGCUACAGGUUUGGUGUGUAACAGGACGUUCGAUCACUACACAUGUUGGCCCGAUGGCUCCCCCGGCUCCGUCGUUGACGUCUCCUGCCCGUGGUACCUGCCCUGGUACAGUAAGGUUAAGCAGGGCCGUGUGUACCGGGUCUGUGGUGCUGAUGGUCGAUGGGCUGCCAAUAAAAAUACCAGCGAGUGUGAUGAGAAUGAUCAAAGAAUGGAGGAGUACGGGCAGAUCCUCAGUAAAUUCAGGGUGAUGUACACAGUGGGUUACUCCCUGUCACUGGCAGCUCUGGUCCUCGCACUGGUGAUACUGGGAGCCUUCAGGAAGCUGCACUGCAUGAGGAACAACAUCCACAUGAAUCUGUUCGGCUCGUUCAUCCUGCGCGCCGUGUCCAUCCUGGUCAAGGACGCGCUGCUGGACCAGAUCAACACCGCGCACGCCGGACGCUACGGCUAUCAGGAGCAGAGCUUCAACAUGAGGAUGAUGGCCGGCUGUCGCGUUGCCAUGGUGAUGAUGCAGUACAGCGUGAUAGCGAACAACUACUGGCUGCUGGUGGAGGGUUUGUACCUGCACAGUCUGCUGGUCGUAACCGUCUUCUCGGAGAGGAACUACUUCUGCGUCUACCUGUGUAUUGGCUGGGGUGCACCGGUGAUAUUCGUGUUGCCGUGGGUAACGGUGAAGUACCUGUACGAAAACGAACUGUGCUGGGAGAAGAAUGUAAACAUGGGCUACUGGUGGAUCAUCCGCUCACCCAUUCUGUUCGCCUAUCUGAUCAAUUUUUUUAUAUUUAUUAGAAUCAUAAAGAUCCUGAUGUCCAAACUAAAGGCUCAUCAGAUGAGGUACACCGACUACAAGUUCAGAUUAGCCAAAUCCACCCUAACACUGAUCCCUCUGUUGGGGAUUCAUGCCAUCCUGUUCACCUUCGUCAUCGACGAGUCCGUUGCCAGGGAGUCUCUGCUGCGCCUCAUCCGCCUCUUCUACGACCUGUUCUUCAGCUCCUUCCAGGGACUGCUGGUGGCCAUUCUGUACUGCUUCGUCAACAAAGAGGUGCAGAACGAGAUGUUGAAGCGGUGGAAGCGGUGGAAGCUGGGGAAAGACAUCGAGGAGGAAUAUCGCAACACGCAUAGCCAGACAGCCCACGCUAAGACUGCCAGCGCUAACGCCGCCCUGCCGCCGGAACGCUCGGACACCCCCGAGCCCGCGGAGUUGGCUCCGUCCUCCCAGGAGAGCCGCCGGCUCGUAGUCGGCUGCCGGAACGGUACGGCCGUGGCGAGGGUACAGGAAGGUACGAGCAACUGCAGCUCACUCACCGAGGACCUUUGUUUGGAGGAACGAGGGCACAAUACGGGUUGUCCUGUAGCGCCGGAUGAGUGUGACGUCUAAAAAAAAAACGAUACCCCUUGAUGAAGGUAGUGCCCACUGUGAAGACUUUACCAUUAAAGAAACAAACCACCAAAACAUGAGCUGCGCAGCACCAUCCACUUGAGUAUCUGGUAUCUAAUAUCCGUCGUGUUUGCACGUAUGUCAGCCAUGCUUCCUGCUGUCUGGUGGAUGUCUUAAGUGUGGUAUGCUCUGUGUUACGACCUGCCCUACCCACCGUACAUGUCUGUCUCCUCAAUGCCAGAAGGGUGUAAGGGUUGUAAGGGUAAGGGUAAGGGUUGCCUCAGCGGGUCAUUCUGGCAUCGGCAUACCUGACUUGGCACAGUUUACUGGGGUAAAACACUAGACUUCCUCCAUCUUUAGAAGACCAAAAGUCAAGUGCCUGUAAGGCUACAGUCAUCUGUUGCCAGAAGCCCAAAAGGUCCUAGCUGGCGAUGCUCUCCGGGUGAGAAGGGUGGUACUCUCCUGCCAAUGAAGGCAACAAGAGCCAAUUAUCGGAAUGGGAGUUCUUACUUAGCGUGGUCAUAACAGGCUGCAACAGCAGUCAAAGCCCAGUAUCAUAGGUCCUAAAAGUAUGUGGACACCCUUUCUAACGAUUAAGUUCAGGUCUCUCAGCCAGAGUUCUAGUUGCCUACAUGGAUCCCUGACCUCAACCCAACCAACCUGACUUGGCACAGUUUACUGGGGUAUGCGAUUUUUUUCCAGGCUCAUCUAACAGUCCUGAAACGCUAGAGUUCCUCCAUCUUUAGAAGACCAAAAGUU
Molecule: messenger RNA, 2374 nt
Organism: Trichomycterus rosablanca
Lineage: Eukaryota; Metazoa; Chordata; Actinopteri; Siluriformes; Trichomycteridae
Gene: gcgrb
Product: glucagon receptor b
Exons: 14
Coding region: 104-1615 (503 amino acids)
Biological process (GO): cell surface receptor signaling pathway; adenylate cyclase-activating G protein-coupled receptor signaling pathway
Cellular component (GO): plasma membrane
Molecular function (GO): glucagon receptor activity; gastric inhibitory peptide receptor activity; peptide hormone binding
Source: RefSeq, a predicted model, not a curated record